AUGGCCCAAGGCGCGUCAUGGAGUGGACAGCCCUCCAUCAAGGGCUCUACGGAGUCGGCGCGUAUGGCUCUCCUCACAGCAAGCUUGAUAGGAGUAUCCUUUACAUGGGGCGUCGAGAUGACCUACUGCACGCCCUAUCUUCUUCAGCUCGGUCUCACGAAGUCCAGAGUAUCCCUUGUCUGGAUCGCCGGGCCCCUUUCAGGUCUCAUAAUGCAGCCAGUCGUGGGCAUCAUCGCGGAUAGAUCAACAAGCAGAUGGGGACGUAGGAGGCCAUUCAUGGUAGUCGGAACCGCGAUUGUCAGCGUGUCCCUGCUAGUCCUGGGCUGGACGAAGGAGAUUGUCAGCGUGUUCGUGAGCGAUCCGGAGACGAGGAAGAGCGUCACAAUCGGGCUGGCAGUCUUGAGCAUCUAUGCCGUGGACUUUGCUAUCAAUGCGGUGCAGGCCAGCUGCCGGAGUCUUGUCGUCGACACGCUACCUAUCCAGAAGCAGGGACUGGGCUCAGCAUGGGCCGCUAGGAUGGGAGCCAUGGCAUCAAUCAUAGGAUAUGCAGCUGGGGCAACCAAACUUAACAGCAUAUUUGGGAACACCUUGGGAGACACCCAGUUCAAGCAGUUGACGGUUAUCGCGGCUUUGGCACUGCCACUGGCAGUUGGGAUCACCUCUUGGGCGGUAACAGAACGGGUGCUGAUAUCUACUGGGAAAGAAGAGGAGGGCAGCAACGGCGCGAUCAAGAUGCUCACUCAUAUAUUCAGGACAGCAACGCAUCUACCCAACCGCAUCGCAGCCAUCUGCUGGAUCCAGUUCUGGGCAUGGAUAGGCUACUUUCCGCUGAUGUUCUACAGCACCACCUGGAUUGGCGAGAUCUACCUCAGAUACGAUGCGCCAGCGGAGGCGAAACAAUCCCAGGACACUCUUGGUCAAAUCGGCAGAGUGGGAAGUAUGUGCCUGAUCAUCUCUUCCCUCAUAAACUUCGCUAGCUCCAUCAUGCUGCCGUGGUUUGUCAUCUCUCCCGAGGACGAGAAACGCGACUUCACACCCCGACCGUUAGCAAGUCUGGCCCCUCUCGUAGUCGGAGCGGACAAGCGCAGGCCAACUCUGCUGACGGCUUGGACUGUGUCGCAUUUGGUCUUCGCCGGCUCAAUGCUGAUGGCUCCAUUGGUGAGCUCUGUUCGCUUUGCGACUGUACUCAUAGCAAUCUGCGCUGUACCCGGAGCAAUAGCGGGCUGGGCACCAUUCACGUUUAUAGGCAUCGAGAUCAACAGGCUUGGUUCGACAUCGAAUGGCCACGCCUACCGACGGCUGUCGACGGACUCGCUUGAACUUGAGGCGAGCACACUCCACCUAAACCAUCGUACGGACGAUUCCCACUCCUCGACUGGGGAGCUUUCCGGGAUUUAUCUUGGCAUCCUUAACCUCUUCACCACGCUGCCGCAGUUCGUCGGUACCUUCAUCUCUUGGAUCGUGUUCUCGAUCCUGGAGCCCGGAAAGAGCCCGGAGCUGGCGAAGGAAGCUCACCCUGACGAGCAUCAUUCGACGGACGGGCCGAACGCGAUUGCAGUGUGUUUCUUCAUUGGGGCUCUGUCGGUGAUUGUGGCGUCUUAUGCCACGAACCGGUUGAAGUAUAUUCGAUAG
This is a messenger RNA of Coniosporium apollinis CBS 100218, 1632 nucleotides long. RefSeq lists its product as uncharacterized. The transcript is spliced from 4 exons. Gene Ontology annotation, molecular function: sucrose:proton symporter activity. The coding region runs from base 1 to 1632 and encodes 543 amino acids. Lineage: Eukaryota; Fungi; Ascomycota; Dothideomycetes. The record is from RefSeq and is a predicted model, not a curated record. Gene Ontology annotation, cellular component: membrane.